AGCCUGUGUGGUCGGAUGGAAUGGGAGGGCACAGUAGCUCUUAAACUCCGCACACUUCCUACACUCGCUCAGUUCCAUCAUCAUCAGUCAGGAAUCGGGGAGAUCAGAGGAGGGAUGGCGGAGAAGAGCCCUGACCCGAGCGGCUCGUACGGUCGGAGGUGUCCCGCCCUUUCUCCCGGAGAGAGAAUGCAGCCGUCCGGGAGCGGAUCGUCUAAAUGGGUUCGCCUGAACGUCGGCGGCACGUACUUUCUCACGACGAGACAGACGCUUUGUAGAGACUCGAAAUCUUUCCUGUAUCGACUGUGCCAGGCCGACCCCGACCUUGACUCUGACAAGGAUGAAACAGGUGCUUAUUUGAUAGACCGAGAUCCCACUUAUUUUGGUCCAGUGCUCAACUACCUGAGACAUGGGAAGCUGGUUUUGAACAGAGGCCUGGCAGAAGAAGGUGUGCUGGAAGAGGCUGAAUUCUACAAUAUCACUUCAUUGAUUAAACUUGUGAAAGACAAAAUCAGGGAGAGGGAUUGUAAGACGGCACAGCUCCCUGUGAAACACGUCUACAGAGUCCUGCAGUGUCAAGAGGAGGAACUAACACAGAUGGUCUCUACCAUGUCAGAUGGCUGGAAGUUUGAACAGUUGGUUAGUAUCGGCUCUUCGUACAACUAUGGAAAUGAGGAUCAAGCAGAGUUCCUCUGCGUGGUCUCCAAGGAGCUGCACAAUCAGUCAUACAGCACAAACAGCGAGCCCAGUGAAAAGGCCAAGAUUCUUCAAGAACAAGGCUCUCGAAUGUGAAACAACUGUUUUAUAGUCUCUGGUCCUGUGAUUUCUGGGCUAAACAACAUGACAGUUUACACCAUAUCACACUGAGAGAAAACUGUCAUGCGACAAGACAACCUAUUAUGAAUGGAUGCUCUAUUCGGUUUUAAAUUUAAUGACACUUGUUUGUACCUGCACAGUAAUCCCAGACUGUUGGUGGAUAUAUAUCUGAAUCUUAUUUUAAAAGUUAGGAAUAUGCAUGUCAUUAGUAAGCUGAGCAAAAGGGCCUUAAUCAUGUCUGGUCCAAUCAUGUUUACUCAGGGUCUCUGAUCGACUUUCACAAAAUAUGUUAAUCAUGUCAUUUGUGGUCCAUUGUGCAAUUUUGUCAACUAUAUUUAAAAGUGUAUAUUAUGACAUACAGAAAGUUCACAAUUCAGAGAGUGGAGUUGAAGUAUUUAAUUUUUUUAUUUUGGGGGGUUUAAGAUUACGUUAAUAAGGUGGCUUAUGUUUAAUGUUGACGGGUGAGGGAGGGUGAAUUUUUUUUAGCAAAGCUGAUUUAUUUUGUUUUUUUACUUUCAUAGUGUUCAUUUUAUACCAGGUGGGUGAAAGAAAACCUGGAACUGUUUGCCUCAAAGUUACCUUACGUUUUGUGAGGUUAUACUGUUGCUGCCUUGAGUUGAUUAAGAAGAGAACAGAAAAACAUUUGUCUUCCAUCCCUGGAUUAAUUCCAAAUGGUUUUUGGUUAAACUGGAACUUUUUUAAACUGGGGGUUGAAAAAUCCCACCAUCUAAUCGAUAAAACUUUGCGAUAGAAAUAUUGAUAUUUAAGUAGAUGUCCUAAACUAUUUUGGUUUAAUUGGCGAACUAAGGCAAGGUCACAAAGACAUUCAGUCUAAUUUGUUUUUGGCAGUAUCGUUUAGAAAGACGCUUUACUUACAUGGCAGUGACUGUUAAUUAGUGGUGUUGCAGGGCUUAUUUUGUUUAUGCUUUAGUAAAUGAUGGAGUAAGAAAGGACACUUCUAUGAGUGUGUGUUAAUUGACUAAUUAACAUCCACAUAGUUUUACAUUGCAGUUUAAUACUUGCAUUGGUUCAACUCUUUUGAAGUUGAAUGUUGAUUCCAAAUAUACAUAAUCCUGUUAUUUAUUUCAAAAAAACAUUUUGACUAUGUUGCCUUUUAAUGAACCUACACAAGAACUAAAUUUCUUUUGGAAUUGUGGUCGGGGAAAUACCAUCACUUUGUUAGGCUACAAGCAUAUCUGUUUGACAUUGUAUAUAAACUAAAGAGCUUAAUAUUCAGUGCAUGUUAUUAUUUUUCCCUAAUCCACUCACACACAAAGGGCUUUUAAUAGUGGAAUACAAGCUAUAAUUUCUGGCAGAGAUUCAUCCAAUCUCUUAAUAUUGCCUGAUCAAGGCAAAGUUUACAUGGCUAGUGUUUUAUAAAUGUUAAUACUACACGUUUACUUACCCUGACUUUGUGACAACACAUUUUCGUUUGGUUUCCAGACCUGUAUGUUUACAUAUCCUCUCAAUUACCUAGUUUGUUAAGGUCAACCUUAUUUCUUAGCAACUAGAGAGGAGGUUUAAAUUCUAAUCAGUGGAGUGUUAAGUUGCUUGCUCACAAAGUCAGCAUCUGGUGGAGAAAUGUGCCUCUUUUGUAGCCACUGAGGCUUCACAGUGCAUGGUGUCCUCACUUACUGUUGACAUCCAGGCCACUCUACAGUAUCAAGGCGACACUGAAGGUUGAUUGUCAUCAUCACUGUGUAGGGCACUGCAAUGCUUCCCUUAGGUUUUUUUUUUUUCUUUUUUUUUUAAUGUCCUGCCUCCCAGAUGUAGGUGGAGGUAGCAGCAUGUGCACUGAUGCACCAAUAACCGUCUAUGUUUCAGUUGCACCUUCAUGUAAACUUCUAGAGGGCUACACUGAGUUUUACUUCUGAGGCAGUUUUGGGUGUCCAAGAUGAUAUUCUGCCUCCUGUUUGUUUUUUCUUUCUCCAUUUAAUGUGUGCAAUCUGCUAAAUGUAUUUUGAAAACAGGCAGAAGCAGACUGAUUUGUCUUUUGCUCCACUUUGUCACUGCUGUUCCUAUACUUAUUCUUAUCCUAUAUAACAUGUUUUGUAUUAGUAUUUUUUUAUGCUUACAAUUUGUGUAUUCACAUAGUAUAUAUUAUAUGUAACUGCAAGUUACGACUGGGGAAAAUGUAUAUGAUGGUAAUGCUAGAACCUGGUCAAUCUAAAUAAACACUUUUGAAUU
Messenger RNA from Xyrauchen texanus (razorback sucker), 3000 nucleotides. Its product is annotated as BTB/POZ domain-containing protein KCTD5-like. Gene Ontology annotation, biological process: proteasome-mediated ubiquitin-dependent protein catabolic process; protein homooligomerization. Bases 16 to 789 code for a protein of 257 amino acids. Lineage: Eukaryota; Metazoa; Chordata; Actinopteri; Cypriniformes; Catostomidae. The record is from RefSeq and is a predicted model, not a curated record. Gene Ontology annotation, molecular function: cullin family protein binding. Gene Ontology annotation, cellular component: cytoplasm; Cul3-RING ubiquitin ligase complex. The transcript has 6 exons.